Spodoptera litura is the source of this 2905-nucleotide messenger RNA. RefSeq names its product alpha-tubulin N-acetyltransferase. Lineage: Eukaryota; Metazoa; Arthropoda; Insecta; Lepidoptera; Noctuidae. Gene Ontology annotation, cellular component: microtubule. Gene Ontology annotation, biological process: alpha-tubulin acetylation. Gene Ontology annotation, molecular function: tubulin N-acetyltransferase activity. The record is from RefSeq and is a predicted model, not a curated record.
CGGUGGCGGUAGUGCGCAUGUCUGUCUAGCUGUCCGGUCCGCGCACUUGCGCAGUCUAUGCAUCAGUCAAAUUUAUUUCGUCUGAGGCGCUUGACGUCUCGUCGCGGCUCGGUCAAUUUAUUUAUUAAUUAUCAAAAAUUAAAGUGAUUUGUGAUCCAAAAGGAACUCUGAAAUACUGCGCUCAGUGAUAACAACUGUUUGAGUUACUUGGUUCUAUCUUCGGAACCAAGUAAAGUAUUCGCUAUGGAUUGGGCCGUGCCAGGAGGAAUGCCCGAAAUCAACGACGUUUUUGAUGAAGUUACCAAAAUCACUUCUGAUUUACUGCCCAAGAACUACAGCGGCGAUGUGCGGUCCACAAGAGCUGUGCAAGACUUGGUGGCACGUAUCAUCGACCAGCUUGGGGAGGAGUCCGCCGCAGCACAGGGCCUUAACAAAGUCAUCACGAGUUCGGAAAAAUUGCGCAAAAAUCCCGGCCAUAUUGUGUAUCUACUUAAAGACCACCGGGGCAAGGAGGGCAAAGGCGAGAUAAUCGGCCUGUUGAAGGUGGGCCGCAAGCACCUGUUCCUGUUCGACAGCAAGGAGGUGGUGCACGAGGUGGAGCCGCUGUGCGUGCUCGACUUCUACGUGGUGCGCGACCGCCAGCGCAUGGGCUUCGGCCGCAUGCUCUUUGAUUAUAUGCUCCAUGAACUGGAGGUCAUGGCGUGGCAGAUGGCCAUUGAUGGUCCUUCUGAGAAAAUGGAGAAAUUCCUGUCUAGGAACUUUGGUAUAGAAAAACUGAUCAGGCAAAAUAACAACUUUGCCGUGGCGCCAAACUUCUUUGACCGAUCCGACGAAGAGAUCAGCAACUCGGGUGGCGGUCCGUCGGCUGUCCCGACCGCCGCUGUCGGACGCUUCGCCGCCCCAAAACCAGCUUCAGCGAUCGCUAACGUCAUUCACGGCGCCGGCCACGAGCACGCAGCGCGUCGCUCGGAGUCUCCACCCGCCGCUGAAGCUGAAGCUCCCGAGGCGAGCGCAGCAGUCGCAAAUGAAGGCCAACCUAUCCGCUACUACCCUGAGGAGAUGUGGGAUGACGACGAUUGGGAAGAGCCAUCAGAGCCGGAAUAUGAUGCCGAUGCAUAUGAAUUUGACCCCGACCAGCCGCCCGCCGAGCGGCAGGACGAGAUACGUGCCCGCGGCCCCAUCCGCUACAGCCCCGUGCAGGUCGAGCGGCCCGGCUCCCUGGACGUGCAACAGGCGGCCGCGCUGCCCGCCCCCGCCGCGCCCCCGGCCCAGCUGCCCGCCGCCGGCCUGCCGUCCGCCGGCGCCUCAGCUGCAGGCACGCCCGCAGCCGGUGCCAGUCGCAGAGACUCGCAGCUAACCGAUAAAGGCUAUUUCGACGUUAAAUAUUAUCAUAACAAACUUUGGUAAACAUAAAAAGAUAGAUACAACGACCUCUCUCCCCUAUUCGUCUAAUUUAUUCACAAAUCCAAAAACAAAGGGGAAAGGGACGUAUAACGGGGAUGUUAAGGGAAAUUGGCAAAAACUAAUAAAAAUUACAUGUUUACCAAUCAAAACUAAUCACAACACUUAGAUUACAAAUUAAACUAUUAUCACUUGGCAUCGAAUUUGGUAAAGACGAAUCAAAUAAUAUAUUUCAAUUUUCUCAAACCCCUAUGAAAAAUCCGUCGUCGCGGGGUAAGGGCAAUACGGGGAACCCAGCACGAGUUACAUUAUUUCAAGUUACAGAAUUAUCCGAUGUUGAUUUCUUCGACAACACUAGCAUACAGCAGGCUAGCACUAGCAGUGUUAGCCCGCCGUAUUGCGUGCCCCGUCGUGGCUCGUGACCCCUUCCCUUAAUGUUGUACGUCGUGUUGAUGUCGUAUCGUUGUCGUACCUCGGUGUGUAAGUAUGGAAGUGACACCAGCGGUAGCAGCGACAGGUGCAGUCGCCUCGUACUCGGUGGAACGCGACUCCUGCACCGGCUGCAUGGUUGCACUGUAUAAUAAUACUUAUUAUUAUCCGUCAGUGUCUAUUCAUUUAUCAUUGAUUUUAUGCAUAUUUAUCAUACAUUAAUUAAGAUGUCCGUAUGUACCAAUCAAACAAUUAUUUCUUCAAAUGCUUCUUCAUCAAUUUGUAUAUUGAAUAAGUAGGUACAAUGUAUUCAUUGGGACCGAACUUCAAUUUACAACACGUCGCCAUUGCGUAUAUGUAUAAAUAAAACAUCUGAUAACUAUUUAGAGGAACACAAGAACAGCGCCAAUAACUUGUGUCGUAUUUAUAGCUUGAAGCUAAUAUGGGAUGAAAAACAUCCAAAUAGAUUGGCAUAAACAAUAAAUUUAAUGAGCAGCCUGAGUACUUACUGUACUAGGCAUGACUCCUAGGCCUACAUAUUGUGCCAUCGACAAUGUAUAUAAAUCUUGUAUGGAACAAAACACAUUAUGUGAUACCUAAAUAUUUAAGAAUAAUGAUAUUAUGAUAACCUUCGGAACUUAGAGUACCGAUUACUAUUGACAAUGUCUAAUAAAUGAAAUAAUGAGUCAGCCCGAGCAGUAUCGAGGAUCGUGGUCGUGGCGUGGCGCUCAUAGCCAGUUGUUGCACCUGUUGCAGGUACAGACUUUAUAAUUUGCAUGAGGCCGCGCGUUGCUGGCAGCCUGGCGACGCGCCUUUUGUGUUGCGCGACAUAAUAAGUCUUAUUUAACGGUGACGUCACGUGGCCCCCCCGGCCCAGUGUAAGGCAACAUUCCAGUGUUGUAAUUUAAUUAUUUGUAACUCAUUAGAUGUAUGACUGAUGUAACCAACAUACAUAAAAGCAUUUAGAUUAUUCCAUAAUUUAGUUUUAAGUAAUUACGAGCGCUUCGCGCCUAUUCCAUAACUAUAAGAGAUCAUGAUGACAUGUAAUAAACUCAAUCUCAAUAAAGAAUAUUUA